UAAAGAACACUGCAUGUGGUCCACUCAGCGCAAGUCAUGCCUUAAUGGAACACUAGAGUCAACAUAACGUCCUUCCAACUUAAAAGGUGCUUCUUCACUUGGGAACCUUCACUCCAAGCUUCCCUUUCGCAUCAAUGGCUAAACCAAAGUUUCAACUCCUCUGCUUUAUCCUCUUCCUCAGUAUCUUUCUAUGCUUGUUUCAUGGUGAAUCAUCGGAACUUGAGCUAGACGACGAGUCAUGGCUCAACGAGGAAGACAACGAAGUAAUCAUGGUGCAGAGCCGCCAUGAUUCAAGAAACAAAUGUGACUUUUCUACUGGCAAAUGGGUUUAUGAUCUAUCCUAUCCUCUCUAUGACUCAAGUUGCCCAUAUCUUAGUACAGCAGUGACUUGUCAGAAAAAUGGACGGCCGGAUUCUGACUAUGAGAAGUGGAAGUGGAAGCCUCAAGGUUGUUCUAUUCCAAGAUUUGAUGCAUUGAAUUUUCUUGGAAGAAUGAGAAGGAAAAGAAUAAUGCUGGUGGGUGACUCUAUAAUGAGGAAUCAAUGGGAAUCUCUUGUCUGCUUAGUACAAGGAGUUAUUCCAACUGGUAGAAAGAGAGUGACGUACAGUGGUCCUUCCAUGGCCUUCCAUGCUAUGGAUUUUGAGACAUCAAUUGAGUUUAGCUGGGCACCACUACUAGUGGAAUUGAAGAAAGGGCCUCAAAACAAGAGAAUCUUACAUUUGGAUCUGAUAGAAGAUAAUGCUAAGUAUUGGAGAGGGGUUGACAUCCUUGUGUUUGAUUCAGCUCACUGGUGGACUCAUUCUGAUCAAUGGAGUUCGUGGGACUAUUUCAUGGAGGGAAAUGGCCUAUUUAAAAGUAUGAAUCCAAUGGUUGCAUACGAGAAAGGACUCACAACAUGGGCUAGAUGGGUAGACUUGAAUCUAGACCCUCGCAAAACCAAAGUCAUUUUCCGAAGCAUGUCACCUAGACAUAACAGAGAAAAUGGAUGGAAAUGCUAUAACCAAAAGCAGCCUCUAGCUUUCUUGAGCCACCAGCAUGUUCCUGGACAAAUGCUAGUACUACAAGGGGUGUUGAGAAGGAUGAGAUUUCCAGUAUAUCUUCAGGAUAUUACGACAAUGUCAGCCCUUCGAAGAGAUGGGCACCCUUCUGUGUAUGGAAGGGUAAUGGACCAAGCAGAGAAGCAGCAUCCAAGGGACUUUUCCUCUGACUGCAGCCAUUGGUGCCUUCCUGGGGUGCCUGAUAUCUGGAAUGAGUUGUUGAAUGAUUUGCUCAAAGAAUGAGCUCUGUAAGAUAAAUUAGGUGAGGUUUGUUAGAAUGACUUUUUAAUUCGUGUUUGUUUUGUAAUCUUAGUGCCUGUCAUGGUUAAUUAUGGUGCUGUGUCUUGUGAUGUUUAGUGUUAUGAGAUGGAUAAUGCUUUAUAUGUCUUGAAUGUGACUCUAAUUUCCAAAAGAUAUUGAAUCA
Quercus robur (English oak) is the source of this 1461-nucleotide messenger RNA. Its product is annotated as protein trichome birefringence-like 36. Gene Ontology annotation, molecular function: O-acetyltransferase activity. The transcript has 5 exons. The record is from RefSeq and is a predicted model, not a curated record. The coding region runs from base 135 to 1280 and encodes 381 amino acids. Gene Ontology annotation, cellular component: Golgi apparatus. Lineage: Eukaryota; Viridiplantae; Streptophyta; Magnoliopsida; Fagales; Fagaceae.